Anopheles marshallii is the source of this 924-nucleotide messenger RNA. RefSeq lists its product as uncharacterized. NCBI's taxonomy places the organism in Eukaryota, Metazoa, Arthropoda, Insecta, Diptera, Culicidae. The transcript is spliced from 3 exons. The record is from RefSeq and is a predicted model, not a curated record. The coding region runs from base 1 to 924 and encodes 307 amino acids.
AUGGCAUCUCAUUCUAGUUUCUACCAAGGAACCAAGCGGAUCUCUCCAUUGAAAAUAAGAAACCCAAGCAUAUUGCCGUCUCAAAUAAUGCCGUCACCGACGGGUGCUCCGUUCAAUUUCGCCGAAAUGCCCUGGUCCUACGGGGUAAAGCCAGGCCAAUUGAUGGAAUUUAAUGCUGUUAUUCGACCCAGUCCCAUUACGGGACCUCCUUCACCAGUACCAUCAAUGCCAUCAGGCAGCAGCCCGCCAUCGUUUGGACUUUCGACAGCAACGUCGCAAUCGUUCCUGCCGGAGCUUAGAAAACGAAAACCCGACCCGGACGUUAUACCAGUGCCAUCGAAACAGUUUCUUACAGAGGAAGCCAUGUCAUCGCAUUUAAACAAUCUGCACCUUUCUUCCGAGUACACCGCACAUGACAUCCGCACGAAUACAUCCACACCCGAAUCUCCUGCCCUUUCCACGCUCGAAGAGGACAUGCUUUUGGGUAAUACUGAAGCGUACCACGUGUGCAUGUCCCCUCAAGAACUGGAGGAACGUCUAAAGAAAGCACAACGUAUUGCGAUCUGCGAAGAGGUGCGCCGGUUGGACAAUCGCUCCGAAAUACUGCCCCAGGCGUUGCUAGAACGUAUUGAAAAACCGUGCACCGCAUUAAUGAUCUGGCAGCCCCCGCAGGAACGCAUUCAGUCACUUUUCUGCACAGUGACACAAAAGAUAGAAGAACGUGAACGCAAAAACCGGCAGGCGGCGAAGAAUAACAACAACAUUGAAAUAAUGGUUGAUUCAAUGGCUAUCAGCGAUGAUCUGCCGGAUCUGCCAGAUUUCGAUGAAGAUCUGGACUUCGAACAGGAUGCUAGUGAAACGGAUUGGCCAAGGCGUUCUGUGCCAGAUGCCCCCGAUCCAGCAACAAUGGAUGUUGAAAUGUAG